ACAGGAAUAACGUUUUUCACAUUAAGGGAAGGAGGGUGGACCAAUGGCAGCUGCAACUCAGAUGUUCAGUGGCAAUAUGAAGAAAGCACUUUCUGGACUACGGAGGAUCAAUUUAGAGGGCCUAAGAUGGCGGGUUUUUGAUGCAAAAGGGCAGGUCCUUGGAAGAUUGGCAUCUCAAAUAGCAACUGUUGUCCAAGGGAAGGAUAAACCAACAUAUACACCAUAUCGUGAGGAUGGAGACAUGUGCGUUGUGCUUAAUGCAAAAGAUAUUUGUGUGACUGGAAGAAAAUUAACAAAUAAAUUUUAUCGAUGGCACACUGGGUAUGUUGGCCACCUUAAGGAAAGAAGCUUGAAAGACCAGAUGGUGAAAGACCCAACAGAAGUGAUUCGCAAGGCUGUCCUACGCAUGCUCCCUCGAAAUAAAUUACGUGAUGACCGAGAUCGAAAGCUGAGGAUUUUCGCGGGGGGCGAGCACCCAUUUGGAGACCGGCCUUUAGAGCCUUAUGAGAUGCCCCCUCGACAGGUUCGGGAGAUGCGUCCUCGCACCAGACGCGCGCUCAUCAGGGCUCAAAAGAAGGCAGAACAGAGCAGAAUGGCUACCAGUCCCAUGUCUUCCAACAAGGAAGAUAAUCGUGCAUGAAUUGUUCUACUUUCUGAUCUGGUUAGGUAUCUUCUGUUACAAAUAAAAUUUUCUGAAUUGCAUGUAAUUUUCAAGUUUUUCUUUUGAGAAAAUGUGGCAAAAAAUAAUUAGGGGUAUUUACAUACCUACCAUAAAAUUCUUAUAUAUUUAAUAUAUUAAUUUUGAUAAUUA
Molecule: messenger RNA, 811 nt
Organism: Dendrobium catenatum
Lineage: Eukaryota; Viridiplantae; Streptophyta; Magnoliopsida; Asparagales; Orchidaceae
Product: 50S ribosomal protein L13
Exons: 5
Coding region: 44-640 (198 amino acids)
Biological process (GO): translation; negative regulation of translation
Cellular component (GO): mitochondrial large ribosomal subunit; ribosome
Molecular function (GO): mRNA binding; structural constituent of ribosome
Source: RefSeq, a predicted model, not a curated record